CCAGGCAUUUAUGCGUUUGGAUGUAGAUAAAUACACAUGGCUAUAUGCUAAAAACCGGUUGUAUUAUUAAUUUAAAGAUUGGAUAACUUUUUUUCAAGGCUUGAUUAACAACAAGAAUGGUUUUUACUUCAAAACUAUUCUUCAGUCUCUGCAAAGGACCAGAUGAAUUUUGGCGCAAAAGAAAAGUCUUUCAAAUGGUCGCACAUUUAAAACGUCGUAGAAGAAAUUGUUACUCUUCAGCCAUAAAAGGUUUUCACCGGUCUUUGAAAUUUGCAACUAGAGGAAGAAAAUUGAAACGAACACAAUUAAAGGAGUUAUGGAAUCAAAGACUUGACGCAGCUUGCAGUCAACACAACAUUGAUCCUUUAGUUUUGAGGGAAGGUCUUACAAGAAGUGAUAUCUUACUUGAUCGAAAGACUCUAGUAACUUUAGCUAUUUGGGAACCACGAUCAUUUCAAUCUAUUGCAACAAUUGCAUGUGCUAGAGCUAAAGCAGAUGGGCUACGGCGCAUAAAAGAUUUGGCUUUUCCUACUGCCGUUCUUGCUCGAGGAUUGUAUAAAUAAAAACAUAAAAGCCAAUUUAUAGUUUUGUGCACCAAUAGAAUUUAUUAAUUUUAGUUAAGCAUAAUGUAUUGUUAAUUUUUCCAAUAUAUGAUUCAUUUCUUCAUAAAUAAA
Messenger RNA from Chelonus insularis, 674 nucleotides. RefSeq names its product mitochondrial ribosomal protein L20 (gene mRpL20). Gene Ontology annotation, biological process: ribosomal large subunit assembly; translation. Gene Ontology annotation, molecular function: rRNA binding; structural constituent of ribosome. Gene Ontology annotation, cellular component: mitochondrial ribosome. The transcript has 3 exons. Bases 117 to 563 code for a protein of 148 amino acids. NCBI's taxonomy places the organism in Eukaryota, Metazoa, Arthropoda, Insecta, Hymenoptera, Braconidae. The record is from RefSeq and is a predicted model, not a curated record.